AUUCAGAAGAACCCCACUCCCAAAUCAACGAAACAAACCGUACGUAGACUAGGAUGGCGACGGCGGAGAAGGAACGUGCGGUCGGCGUACCAGAUUUAAAGCAUGCAUUAAUAGACGUUCCAAAAACAAAGAGGAAAUUGAUAAAAGGCUUUAACAAAUCAUCAGAACCUGUGUACGAUUCAGACACAGAUUGUUAUGACUCAGAGGAAUACAUGUUGUAUGCCAGACAGAAGAGUGAGAGUGAAUGCUUUGAUGUGUAUGUGGAGCCUCAUGGGGUAAUGUCUUCAUUUUGUGUUUACAAUGACCUCAGCAAAGUGGCACCUUAUCAAGUUGAGGAAUGUGAAGAUUUUGCGAGGAAGGCUGUUUUGUAUCACAACCUUAACAAAGAGCCAGAGAGUUCAGAUCUGGAGUUUGUCAAGCUUUUGAACUAUAACAUGCAGUUUGUCCCAAUCAAGGGUGAGAUGUUUUACCUAACCCUUGAAGCUAAGGAUGUGAAAGAUCGUUCUGUCAACUCCUAUCAGGCCAGGUUUUGGUGUGCUUACUUAUAUGAAAACAAUAAAUGGGAAUUGAUACCAGAGGUGCAAAUUUUUAGGAAGAGGAAGAACACUCCUAUUAUUGGGCAAGAUACCAAGCUCGUUACCAAAGGAAAAUCUAGGCCCUGUGGAUGUGGUUGCAAUGGAAGUGGUCCAUGCAGUAGUUGAUUGGCUUUACAGUGUUUUAUGUAUUGGGCACUAGAGACAGGUUCCUCUUGCUUUUGAUUUAAUUAUGUAGUCCCUUGUAUUUUACCUGUUUUUUUAGUUUUAAUGUUUUAAGUGCUAGUAAAAUGACAUGGUUUUG
Molecule: messenger RNA, 837 nt
Organism: Rubroshorea leprosula
Lineage: Eukaryota; Viridiplantae; Streptophyta; Magnoliopsida; Malvales; Dipterocarpaceae
Source: the annotation of a GenBank genome assembly